Cariama cristata (Red-legged seriema) is the source of this 1605-nucleotide messenger RNA. RefSeq names its product dynamin-2-like. NCBI's taxonomy places the organism in Eukaryota, Metazoa, Chordata, Aves, Cariamiformes, Cariamidae. Gene Ontology annotation, molecular function: GTPase activity; microtubule binding; GTP binding. Gene Ontology annotation, cellular component: cytoplasm; microtubule; membrane. The record is from RefSeq and is a predicted model, not a curated record.
UCGACGUUGUCCCGUGAAGGAGACGAUUCCUACCAACCCCGGCCGCAACAGGAGGAAGCUGUCGCCGCUUUCCAAAUAACGGAUUUCCUUCCCCGAGGCUCUGGAAUUGUCACUCGACGACCUCUCAUCCUGCAGCUCAUCUUCUCCAAGACAGAAUAUGCUGAGUUUUUGCACUGCAAAUCCAAAAAGUUCACAGAUUUUGAUGAGGUGCGGCAGGAGAUCGAAGCGGAAACCGACAGGGUGACGGGAACGAACAAAGGCAUCUCUCCCAUCCCCAUCAACCUCCGCGUCUAUUCGCCGCACGUGUUGAACCUGACUCUGAUCGACCUGCCGGGUAUCACCAAAGUGCCGGUGGGGGACCAACCGCAGGACAUCGAGUACCAGAUCAAAGACAUGAUCCUGCAGUUCAUCAGCAGGGAGAGCAGCUUGAUCCUCGCUGUCACGCCGGCCAACAUGGAUCUGGCCAACUCGGACGCGCUCAAGAUGGCAAAAGAAGUUGAUCCUCAAGGCCUGCGGACGAUCGGAGUCAUCACCAAGCUGGAUCUGAUGGAUGAAGGCACCGAUGCCAGAGAUGUGCUGGAGAACAAGCUGCUUCCUUUACGAAGAGGCUACAUCGGCGUGGUUAACCGAAGCCAGAAGGACAUCGACGGUAAGAAGGACAUCAGGGCAGCGCUGGCAGCCGAGCGCAAGUUCUUCCUUUCUCACCCGGCUUACCGGCACAUGGCCGACCGGAUGGGCACCCCGCAUUUGCAGAAAGUCCUUAACCAGCAACUGACCAACCACAUUCGGGAAACGUUGCCUUCGCUGCGGAGCAAACUUCAGAGUCAGCUCCUCUCCCUGGAGAAGGAGGUUGAGGAGUACAAGAACUUCCGCCCCGAUGACCCCACGCGAAAAACCAAAGCUUUAUUACAAAUGGUCCAGCAGUUCGGUGUGGACUUUGAGAAGCGAAUCGAAGGUUCGGGAGAUCAGGUGGACACACUGGAACUCUCCGGGGGUGCCAGAAUCAAUCGCAUUUUCCACGAGAGAUUUCCUUUUGAGCUAGUGAAGAUGGAGUUUGACGAGAAGGACUUGAGGCGAGAAAUAAGCUAUGCAAUUAAAAACAUCCACGGUGUGAGGACGGGGCUCUUCACGCCCGACAUGGCCUUUGAAGCCAUAGUGAAAAAACAGAUUGUAAAGCUUAAAGAGCCCAGUUUGAAGUGUGUUGAUCUGGUGGUCUCAGAGCUGGCCACGGUCAUUAAAAAGUGUGCCGAAAAGCUCGGUUCCUACCCCAGGUUACGAGAGGAGACAGAGAGGAUCGUUACCACUCACAUCAGGGAGCGGGAAGGCAAAACGAAGGACCAGAUUCUCCUGCUGAUUGAUAUCAGCUCUCUUGAUAGCGAGCUCUCUUACAUCAACACUAACCAUGAAGACUUCAUUGGAUUUGCCAACGCACAGCAAAGGAACACCCAGACGAACAAGAAAAGAGCCAUCCCAAAUCAGGGUGAGAUACUGGUGAUCCGGAGGGGUUGGCUGACCAUCAACAACAUCAGCAUCAUGAAGGGAGGCUCCAAGGAAUACUGGUUCGUCCUGACGGCCGAGUCGUUGUCCUGGUACAAGGAUGAGGAG